CUGUGCUGCGCUCCCAUCAGCCCACAGUCCCACACACACUUGCAUCGCAGGAGCGCUCGCCGGAGAGGAGCAAGGGUGGCCGGAGGACGAAACCCUAGCUUGCGGCAGCAUCGGCGGCGGUAGAAGGAGAAGAUGAUCUACGACGUGAACUCGCCCCUCUUCCGCUCCUUCCUCAGCCAGAAGGGAGGCGCCGACAAGAGGAAAAUGGAGGAGCAUAAACCAAAGGAGCAGAGGCCCAAGGCCAGCGAGAACAAGCCUGUGAUGAACGAAUGAACAUCUCUGGAAGCGGCAUUCAUUAGCCCUGUGGCGAACCUCAAUGUCCACCUCCUCUGUUUAGCUUAAAACCAACGCUUUCUAUAGUCUUAGCCAUGUCCUAGUUUCCCCUUAUAGCGCUCUGGCUGAACAUGGCGACAGUGCAACGGACAUGAAGCUUGAACUACCUAUAGGAUUAUUAUCAAUUUGAGACGCCCAUGAUUGACAACUUUUCAGCAGCCCUCCUAUUACUGCCGUUGUGGUUGGUAUAAAUUCGUGGGGCGCCCCCAUGUUCAUGCCUGCUUUUCCACCUCCCCUGCAGCCCUGCCUGUA
Molecule: messenger RNA, 585 nt
Organism: Panicum virgatum (switchgrass)
Lineage: Eukaryota; Viridiplantae; Streptophyta; Magnoliopsida; Poales; Poaceae
Product: wound-induced basic protein-like
Exons: 2
Coding region: 133-273 (46 amino acids)
Source: RefSeq, a predicted model, not a curated record